CGAGGGAGGGGGAAGAAUCGGUGGGAGGGUGUUUGGAGAAUCAAGGCGGUGAUGGAGGCGUGGGAGACUUUGAAGCAGGCGGUGGAGACCUACACGGGCCUGUCGCCGGCGUCGUUCUUCACGGUACUGGCUUUGGCGGCGGCGAUAUACUAUACUGUGGCGGGGUUCUUCGAGACACAGCCAACUGCCCCGCAGGCGCACGCGCGCGAGGUGGUGGAGCGGGAGCCGCUGCGGCCCCCGGUGCAGCUUGGGGAGGUCACCGAGGAGGAGCUCCGAGCCUACGAUGGCUCCGAUCGCGAGAAGCCGCUCCUGAUGGCUAUCAAGAGUCAGAUCUACGACGUUUCGCAGAGCAGGAUGUUUUAUGGACCAGGUGGUCCGUACGCAUUGUUUGCUGGUAAGGACGCCAGUAGAGCAUUAGCAAAGAUGUCAUUUGAACCAAAGGAUUUGACUGGCGAUCUCUCUGGUCUUGGCCCCUUUGAGCUUGAAGCCCUCCAGGACUGGGAAAAUAAGUUCAUGAGCAAAUAUGUAAAAGUGGGUACGGUUAUGAAGACAGUGCCUGUUACGGUGACCGAGGGGUCAGAUGCUGGUGCUUCCAACGUUACAGAAGCUGCUGCUCCGGCCAUUGCCACCGAGAAUAAAGGCACUCCAGCAGAUGAUGUUGCAGCUGGCCUUGAUGCUUUAUCAGAGAACAAAGAAGCCAAAGAAAAUUAACGGUUCAUAAGGUGAGGGCACGAAGGAAAUUAGGAUAUGUUCCUUAUGAACAAUAUUAAAAUAAUGUUUUUGUAGCAUUAUCUUUCGUCUUAUUCUUGGAUAUUUCUAAGCAGCUAAUAUUAUUAGGUUUUUAAGUAAAGAAAGAGACCGAUAUAAUAAGAAGGAUGUGAAGUGUGGAGCCGCUUUAUGAUGCUUGUAGUUUUUAUUAGUGUGAUAAGAGAUUGUUUUUGGUUGAA
Messenger RNA from Zingiber officinale, 947 nucleotides. RefSeq names its product membrane steroid-binding protein 1-like. The coding region runs from base 52 to 711 and encodes 219 amino acids. The transcript has 2 exons. NCBI's taxonomy places the organism in Eukaryota, Viridiplantae, Streptophyta, Magnoliopsida, Zingiberales, Zingiberaceae. The record is from RefSeq and is a predicted model, not a curated record. Gene Ontology annotation, cellular component: endomembrane system; membrane.